This is a messenger RNA of Salmo salar (Atlantic salmon), 5231 nucleotides long. RefSeq names its product testis-expressed protein 2. Gene Ontology annotation, cellular component: endoplasmic reticulum. NCBI's taxonomy places the organism in Eukaryota, Metazoa, Chordata, Actinopteri, Salmoniformes, Salmonidae. Gene Ontology annotation, molecular function: lipid binding. The record is from RefSeq and is a predicted model, not a curated record.
AGUUUAAUCCAUGCAUUUACAUAACUCUACUUCAUUGCACUGCUAGAAAGACCUGGAUGCGUUUUUAGAAGUGAUGGUUUGAGAGGCUGACCAAAACACGUGUGAGUGAAGAUCCUAUCCUAUAGACUAGUGUGACAGUGUUUUCAUACUGAGCCGAGAACAACAUAGGUGCUGCUGUACGUUUUAAUCUGGAUUAGUGUUUCUCUCUCUAACCAGGACUCUAAUAAUCCAAUUAUUCAGAGUUUGCUUGGCGCUUCUUCAAGGGGGAGAAGAUGAGGGAGACACGAAGCAAGGGCUCCUCGGUUAUAUGGCGGUGUCUCGGCGCAUACUGUUACUGUUCAUGCUGGUUCAGGCAAUCUGAAUUUCUGAAGUGAGGCUACGAGAGGCUAUCCGUGCUACUAAAUCUAUUGGAAGUUUUUUUUCUACGCCAUGCAAGGCAAAUCGAACGCGUCUCUAUGCAAAGCGUGAGCAAAGUUAUUUUAACAGGGUUUAUAUUCCAGUCAGUCCACUGCAGUGCAUCCCUUUGCAGUAUUCGGACAUACAAAAUGCUGCGCUCUGCUCUGCAGUCAGACUGCGGCUUUGACAGAGUUUUGAGAGCGAAAUCGAAAGACGACUGAAUUUAAUGAGAGUGACUUGGGUCUUUUUCCAUAUCUGUCAAUCAACGGGGAUAACGGUAUCGGCUAUAGCCUACAUUAUGGGUCCAUCAUUGUCGUUCUGUUGGUGUUCAGAGUCCUGAGGUUGAGUGAUGACAGACUGGAGAAGAGAAUGCUACUCACCAUGCAGCACCCACUGAUCCCCAGCACCAUGUCUUACUACCCUAGAGCCAACCACUGUGUUUGGGGGACCACGUCUCCAUAGCUACAGCAGAAAAAUAUACACAUCUUCAAUACAUGAAAACUGAGAGAGGGAUGGAACCAUAUUUCAGAUUGAAUGUGAGUACUGUGGAUAUUUAGUAACAAACACAUUCUUACAAACUGUCAGAGGCAGAGAGAAGAACAGCAUGGAGGACAGUGAGCUUAUCUUUCUGGAGCGCCAUGAUGAGGGCGAGGGCCCUACCGUGGCCUUCUCCAAAGACAAGCCUGGAGUCAUGGAGGCCAGGGACAGUAGGCCCGACUCAGGCCUGGGGCUAGGUUUGGGGCUGGAGCCAGGCCAGGGACGCCGCUCCUCGGGCUUCCACAUCCCCCUCUCCCCCUCCUCGCCAGGCUCCCUGGCUGACCUGGCCAUGGCCUCGUCGCCACCCCCCAGCCUGGUGAAGUCCUCCUCCACAGAGCUGCAGACCAAAGACACUGGUUCCUUGAGAAGCUCCAAACCCCUCCUCAGCUUGGUCAAGUCCCUCUCCACCGAGAUCUCCCACCUCGAGCCCGAGGUCUACCUCUCCAAGUCGGACUCCAAGCUCCACAUGCACCACUGGAAGCAGUUCACUCAGACCCAACCCAAGCUCCAGGAGGCUGGUUCCGGGAAUGAUAGCUGGAUGGCACCCCCGUCCCCCGUCUCCCCCACGGAGCCCAAAGGAAGUUCCCUGAUGAUCGAGUUUGAGGACACGCGGAGGAAGUUCUCGGAGGCCAUACAGGACCCCAUGAGCAUGUGGGGUAAAAUGAUGGGGGACGAGUCGAGCUCGGGGAGCCCCAAACAGAAGGUGUCUGGGGGGGUCGGGGAAUCACCUGCCUCCCAUGGUAGCUGUGGAGGUGGUGGGAGUGGGACCCCAUUGAACAUUGAAGACGGGAGCACAGAGACACAAGUAAGAUACAGACGUGGAACAGACAGCGAACUGGGUGUGUGUGAAACUCCACUAAAGAGACCCAGGAGGGGCCCUUUGAAGCCCUCGCUUUCCCCAGAGCACCACAGCCAGCUGGGGGAUAGCCUCUACGAGAUCUGCACCAAUGGAGACCUCAUCCAGGUGGUAGAGGUCCAGGGGGGUGGAUCCAGUGGAGCUGGUACCAGAGGCCAGCAUCGAGGAACCCGUCCCCAGGUUCGAGGCAGGAUUCCUGGGGUUCCUGUGGCCUCAGUGCCUGUCCGCUGGCUCUUGUUUGUGGGCGUACUUGCCUACGGGUUCUUUGUGCUCCCUCUGCCCUCCUAUGUGACUGGGCUGUCCCUGGGGCUAGCAUGUGGGUUCCUGUUAGGGUUGGUGGUGGUCCUGGUGUUCACGCCCCGUCCGCGCUCCAGAGCUUUGCCCCCUUGGGGCACUACAGGGGCCCGGUGGUCCCAAGACAACAGCCUGCUGCCCUCGAACCCUGUUGGUGGGCUGCGCACAGAUGCAGUCCUGGAGGGCUGGAUGAACGAGAUGCCCGUGUACGACCCGGAGACAUACCACCCGUCGCUCACCCACUCUGUGUAUGCCACCCUGGAGGGCAGCCGCCUACGCCUGGCCUACCCCCGCACCAACAUCCCCCGACGGGCAGCCUUCGACGAACUGCCCCAUGAAGCCGUGUUCCUGCGUUCGCGCUGCUACCAGCUGGCCAACUGCAAGGCCAUUGUUCAUUAUUUCUUGUUUAUUUCAAACCAGGUCUCCCUGUUGCCUGCUGCCUUGGCACGGAAGAGAGUUUGGAAUAAGAAGUACCCUAUCUGUAUUAUACUAGCCGAGGGAGAGGUGGGGAGAGAGGAGGAGGAGAGAGUGGAAGAGGGGCAAGAGGAGGAGGAGAGGACAGACAAGCCGACACUCCCAGACACACAGACACAGGGCCUCCCCGACACUCUCUACCUCUUUGGUCGUACAGGAAGAGAGAAGGAGGAUUGGUUCCAGCACUUCCUGUUAGCCUCGAGGUCAGAGUUCAAGAGCAGCCCAAUCAGAGACGUGCCCAAGUCUGAGGUGUUAUGCAGUGGGAGCUCCAGUAUGGACAGUACGGAGAAUCUUCCCCCUCUGAUUGGCCUGCGUGACCUGGUGGACUACGGCUCCUACAUGAGCCGCCUCAUUGGCUUAGAGGGUAGCAGUCCCAGCCCCUGCCACAGCGACCAGGGAAGCCCCACAGCCAGGAAGAAGUUCCCCAGUGAGGAGGCAUCAGCAGAGGGGGGCUGCCCAGCAGAGGGCCAACCGGCCUGGGUCAAUGCCCUGGUGGGGAGGAUCUUCUGGGACUUCCUCCGGGAGAAGUACUGGGUGGACCUGGUGGCCCACAAGAUCCAGAAGAAGCUGAGUAAGAUCAGGUUGCCGUACUUUGUGAAUGAACUGAAGUUGGCUGAUCUGGACAUGGGUACCUGCAUACCUCAGGCGCUCAGCAUCUCCAAACCCUCACUGGACCACAGAGGCCUGUGGUUGGAGAUGGAGGUGGUAUAUACAGGCUGCCUACAGAUGACCCUGGAGACGAAGUUGAACCUGUGUAAACUGGGCAAGGAGAAGUCCAUUGGGGUGGAGGCUGACAGAGACAUCUCAGAGACCAGCCAAGUAGGCUCCAAGCCCAGGCUGUGUGUAUUAGCUGACAGUGAUGAGGAGUCCUCCAGUGCCGGCUCGUCUGAUGAGGAGGAGGUGCCGCCCACUGAACCCCAGGGAACUCUGGGAGAUAAAAGCACAGGCACGCCACCACCACCAGCGACUGAUGGUGGGAGUGGUGGGAGCACCGGCAGACGGUUCCUGAGGUUCGUGGACAAGAUCGCCUCAUCCAAGUACUUCCAGAAGGCCACGGAGAACGAGUACAUCAAGAAGAAGAUCGCUGAGGUCUCCAACAUGCCACUGAUGCUCACUGUGGAAGUUCUAGAACUCUCAGGGUCUCUGGCUGUCAACAUUCCACCUCCCCCUACUGACAGGAUAUGGUACAGUUUCCGCGUGCCUCCCAGGCUGGACCUGCGUGUGCGUCCCAUGCUAGGGGAGAGGGAGGUCACCUUCACACACGUCACAGAGUGGAUCGAGAAGAAGCUGAGUCGAGAGUUUCAGAAGGAGUUUGUGAUGCCCAACAUGGACGACCUCUAUCUUCCUCUCAUGUCCUCCGUGCUGGACAACCCUCCAGCAGCCCAGCAUUCCCCAGCCCACUCCUCACGCCGCUCUUCCAACGACUCCCAGUACUAUGUGUCUGAAUAGCGCCUCACUGUGGCAGUGGAUGGAGAAGAAAAAUGGAAAACCAGUGGGCAUGGAUCCACAGUGGAUUCUGAGCAGAUAGAGCUUGGUUCAGUCCUAGCUUGUGAUGGAUGGUCAUAGCGAAGCCUGUGGCUGGCACGUACAACGUGGCAUAACGACUGGAGAGUGGCAUGCAGGAGAUAGUGGCAUGCAGGAGAUAGUGGCAUGGCUAUGCUCUGAGCAGCAAGAGGGACUGGUAUAACCGUAUAGAACCCGCUAUAGCGCCCGGCCCUACUGAUCUAGAAGACUGAACUUAGACAGCACUCUGCAAUAGGGAAAUGACCUGCGAUAGUCCUGUAAUCAACCAGGCUGACGUUUAUUGGGAUAAGUCUUGUCCGUGAGGCAGAACUGAACAAUUGACACUAGAUGGAACAGCAAAAAUUCAAAAUUGACUAUAUUGUAAAAAUUCAUACACAAAAAUGUGCUUUUUGGUCUUAAUUUAAAAGUUUAUGGUUAAGGAUAGGUUUUCAAAUCAGAUUUUAUGACUUUGUGGCAGUGCCAGCAAGUGACCACUCUGCAUAGCUGCCUCCAGAACAAAAUACGCUAACCUACGUAAUGAAGAGUGAGUCCCAGUUGGCACCAUAUAUCACAGGAGGUUGCAACCAUGUUUGAUACCAUUCCACCUAUUCCGCUCCAGUCGUUAACACGAGCCCAUUCUCCGCAAUUAAGGUGCCACCAACCUCCUGUGCUAUAUAGUGCACUGCUUUUGACCAGGGCCCUGCUAUGGUAAUGCACUACAUAAGGAAUAGGGUGCCAUUUUGAAUAAAACAGCAAUAGGUAGAUAUGUUCAGUUGAAGGAAAGUGAAUAUGGGCAUUACUGGUAGGAACUGUCACUGUACGAUGACUAUGCUGUGAUCUACUGAAUCAGAUUGUCCUCAACUCUUGAAGGUGAGCGUUGUACUCAUGUUGUCUAGUGGGCAGGCCAGAACAUUGGUGUAUUAUUGGCCUGACAAAAUGGACUCCUUGAACAAUUCCUAUUUUAAAAGUGAUUGUAGCCCAGAGAAGAUUCCUAGGAGAUUAUUGGUUCUCUAAAACGUUUGUCAUCAAAUGGCUUUCUGAGUGGAUUUUUGGACAGCGUACCCCCUCUUCAUUGAUCAACUAACCGAUACUAAAGCAUGUAUAAAUGGACAGGCUAUCAAGAUAUUGUGAUGGACUAGUGGGAAAAAUAAAACUUUAUAAAAAUACAAUA